Molecule: messenger RNA, 1721 nt
Organism: Balaenoptera acutorostrata (minke whale)
Lineage: Eukaryota; Metazoa; Chordata; Mammalia; Artiodactyla; Balaenopteridae
Gene: GJB1
Product: gap junction protein beta 1
Exons: 2
Coding region: 227-1081 (284 amino acids)
Biological process (GO): cell communication
Cellular component (GO): connexin complex
Source: RefSeq, a predicted model, not a curated record
UUGAGAUCCCAGUGCCUGCACAAGGGUCCUUAGGGGCCCCAAAGGGAGCUCCUGGCUAUGUCCCAGAGGGCUCAAGAAGAUGGGAGGCGGAGAGCUACAAGAACCUAGAAACUCAGGGGUGGCCAGGCUGUCUGUGGGGCACCGCUGAGGGACAGAGAGAAGAGAACACAUGAAGUUUGCUUUGGGGUUUGAGGAAGCAGCUGGAGAAAGGUGUGAAUGAGGCAGGAUGAAUUGGACAGGUUUGUACACCUUGCUCAGUGGUGUGAACCGGCAUUCUACUGCCAUUGGCCGAGUGUGGCUCUCGGUCAUCUUUAUCUUCAGAAUCAUGGUGCUGGUGGUGGCUGCUGAGAGUGUGUGGGGUGACGAGAAGUCUUCCUUCAUCUGCAACACCCUCCAGCCUGGCUGCAACAGCGUCUGCUACGACCACUUUUUCCCCAUUUCCCAUGUGCGUCUGUGGUCUCUGCAGCUCAUCUUGGUUUCCACCCCAGCUCUCCUCGUGGCCAUGCACGUGGCUCACCAGCAGCACAUAGAAAAGAAAAUGCUGCGACUUGAGGGCCACGGGGACCCCCUACACCUGGAGGAGGUGAAGAGGCACAAGGUCCACAUCUCAGGGACACUGUGGUGGACCUAUGUCAUCAGCGUGGUCUUCCGGCUGCUGUUCGAGGCCGCCUUCAUGUACGUCUUUUAUCUGCUCUACCCUGGCUACGCCAUGGUGCGGCUGGUCAAAUGUGAGGCCUACCCCUGCCCCAACACAGUGGACUGCUUCGUGUCCCGCCCCACGGAGAAAACCGUCUUCACCGUCUUCAUGCUGGCCGCCUCCGGCAUCUGCAUCAUCCUCAACGUGGCCGAGGUGGUGUACCUCAUCUUCCGGGCCUGCGCCCGCCGAGCCCAGCGCCGCUCCAAUCCGCCCUCCCGCAAGGGCUCCGGGGGCUUCGGCCACCGCCUCUCACCUGAGUACAAGCAGAACGAGAUCAACAAGCUGCUCAGCGAGCAGGACGGCUCCCUGAAAGACAUACUGCGCCGCAGCCCCGGCACUGGGGCCGGGCUGGCCGAGAAGAGUGACCGCUGCUCGGCCUGCUGAUGCCACAGACCAGGCAACCUCCCUUCCCGUCCCCGACCCUGCACGGGCCUGCCCCCUCCUUCUCCCCUGCCGGUGCACAGGCCUCGGACUGCUAGGGAUUGCUCCAUCAAAACCUUCCUUCCCUCCCAACUUCCCUUCCUUCCAGGGCCUUCUGCCUCAGGGGCUGAAGGGGUGGGGAGCUGGAGGCCACCCACGCCAGCACUCAAGGCUACUGGGGGUGUGGGCCGUGCUCGUUGCCUGCAUCCCUUCCACUUCCCUCUUCCUCUCCCUGGGACCACUGGGGACCAGAGGUAGGAUGCUCUGACAACAUCUCCAAUUAUGAAACUAAUCUUAACCCCGUGCUGUCAGAUACCCUAUUUCUGGAGUCACAUCAGUAGGGAGGGAUGUGGGCAAGUGGAGUGGAGGGAGGGUGCUGUGGACGUGUGGGUGGAGAAGGGAGGGUAGCAAACGCAAGAAAAGGAGGAACAGUGCUUGCCGGCCCAAGGAAAAGGAGGACAUGUCUGGGGUGGAGGAGGUAGGGAGGGAGAAGCAGGCAGAUAAGCUGGAGUGGGGGUUGGUCAGGGCUGCCUUUGCCUCUGGUCCCUAAGGCCUCUCUCUGCCUGAAGUGUUACACAUUAAACAGGAUUUUACAGUAAACGAA